GCGUGGCGCCCGCUCGCUCAGUCUAACGCUCGUCGCCGAAUUGCGCGCACGUUUUGCGCGCUUUCCCUCACAAGAUCAGCUGAUCGGCGCGCGCCCCGCGGCGCACAUGCCGUGAGGCCGCGCCCGCACCAUGACGGGCUACGCCCGCGGCGAGGCCGAUUUUGCCGCUGACCGCUUCCGGCGGGAUACCCGGCCCGCCUCGCUGGCUCCAAAGGAUUACUCGGUGCCUUUACACGUAGACUGCAGUAUCGAAUACGAGCUUCCCGACUGUGCCAAGCCGCCGCAGGGCGUCAAGAUCGAGCCGUUGCUCAUGAUCCACCCCUCGCAUUUCCGGAGGCUCGAAAGCCUAAGACGUGUGCCGUUCGUGAAUAAUCUGCCACGGACGGAGGGCGCGGUGCCGGCGGGCGGCGGGCUGGGUCCCACGCCAGCGGCAGCCGCACCGGACGCCCGAAGCCGUGGCCGCCAAGCGAGACGCUGUUGCCGCGCGGCACCUGCCCCACCAGUACCGCCGCCCCAACCAGCUGCAGCCCAGAGAGCACGCUUACCCGAAGAUGCGCGCCGCUACAGGCUUGAGUAUCUAACGGAAGGCAGCAAGCUAUCCCGCGGCCGGCUAAAGGCGCACCCAUACCUGCCGCCCGAGGCGCUGGACUGUGAUAUCCGGGCGCUGCCGCCCCCAGCGCACUACGAGCGCUUCGACAAGCGAGCGCUGCAGCAGCUGCCGAUCUACAUGUAGCCGCUCGGGCCGCAUUCUGUGAUGUUUCGUUGUAAUUAGCUAGUGUUAAGUGCCCCGCGACCCGCGGACGGACCCGAUACCAAAUAGUACCUAUGUGCGUUGAUAUAUUGUUUGAACGUGGAGUUAUGUGUUGUGGACGCGCUACGGCUGACGUCAGUCGGACCCGCCGGCGGACGGCAGGUUGCCCACCGACUCGAACCUAUUUAUUCGCAGUAACCGACGCUUCAUAAAUUAUUGUACGGUCGCUGAUUCGUUGCGUAUUUCUGUAUAAGAUAUCAUAUCGAUAAAUAUAUGUUCAAAAAUUGUAUUAUAUUAAAAUAAUAUGUACCUAUAGAGUAAAAACAUGAAAGUGAGAAAAAAAUAUUACGAAUAAAACUAGUUAUAGUUAUGUUUUCGAUAGGUGAUGAUAUAGGACAGUCCCGAGUGAACUAGAUUCGUACUCUAUUCUCAUUUUGUAAGCAGUUAUGUUUGUUAAAAUUAUAUAAUAUAAAGAGUCCUCUGAUGAAUAGUCUGAUUAACAAAUAUUCGGCAUGUAAAAGUCUUUAUAAUGCGCUUACUUAGCAUAUCAUAGUAUUAUAUUGUGUCAUAGUCCAAUGCCAAAAAUAUAACUAUCUUUUUACAAAAAUCCCUAA
Pieris napi is the source of this 1365-nucleotide messenger RNA. It is a transcript of the gene corto, whose product is annotated as centrosomal and chromosomal factor. NCBI's taxonomy places the organism in Eukaryota, Metazoa, Arthropoda, Insecta, Lepidoptera, Pieridae. Bases 131 to 733 code for a protein of 200 amino acids. The transcript has a single exon. The record is from RefSeq and is a predicted model, not a curated record.